AGGAAGCGUCGGUUGUUCCUUCUUCUUCUUCCUGAUGCUGAGAGCGGAUGCUGAGGGUGAGGAUGAAGAAGACGAGCAGCGGAGACGGAAAAAGCUUCAUCCACACCCAUGAGAGCCCGUGAUAUGAUGGAAACACUGGAUCACAACAUCACUGUUUCAUGUGACAGACCUCAGGGGUCUCUAAGGUGUGCCUCAGUACACAUGUGUGCGGAUACAGACGAGACGCAGGGUUUCUAACGACCAGAAAUGAGCAACUUCAGAAGCGUUUAUACAGCUACAGAUCCAUCCUCUGGUUCUGGUCAUUUCUGCCGGACAGACCAAUAUGGCAAAGAAAGACUAUCUGCUCGAUGCCGCCCAGCAGAUCCGAAUGGCGCUGGACCGAGAAGUGAACGAAGAUUACGAGGCGGCGUUCAGCUACUAUAAGAACGGAGUCGAUCUGCUGCUCAAUGGAGUUCAGGUGGAUCCCAAUAAAGAGAGGCGUGAAGCUGUGAAGCGGAAAACCACUCAGUAUCUGAAGAGAGCCGAGGAGAUCUUCAUCUCUUACCUACAGGACAACAUCUCCAAAGGCUCUGCUCAUUUAGGGGGUUACAGCAGUUUACGCUUUCGGUCGAUCAGACACCUGAGUUCACCAGUGGAGAAUCUGGCCAUGUGUAAAGUCACCGGAGUCAUUGAUAAGGUGCUGACGGUUGAAAGUCUGAUAAACAAGGAAACAUUCAUCGUUAAGAGUUUACCAAAGUCGAGCUGGGAGAGUCGCGAGCGGUCAACCAUCAUUCCUCAGGGAGUGCCCUUCAUGGUGAAGCUGCUCAAAUACUACGUCAGCGAAGACACUGUGUUUCUGCAUCUAGAACAUCUUCAAGGUGGAAGACUCUUCUCCAGACUCCACAGGGUCAGAAGUGAAGCAAUCAGAGAGUAUCCAGAGUGCUUCAGCCCUAACCAGCAUAAGAUCUACCUGAAGAACAGCUACACCCUCCCUGUCCUCCGCCAGAACACUUACCUCAAUGAGGAUUACGGGAGAACAUCGCCUCCAGCUAAUCAUCUGGAGAACUGUAAACCCCGAUCGUACUGUGAAGAUAUGGGGUGCCAGCAGACGGGUUCCACAAGUGGGUUUGCUGACGAUGCGCUUCCUUCUGUUGGUGUACCGAAUGGUCUCAAUUCUUUACCUCAGGAUAAUGCUCCACUUCCCAUUCAUCCCUGUGUGAUCGUAGACACUCGGGAUCCUCUUGAUGUCACUUCGGACCUUCUAGGAAAUGAUGUCCGCAUUGAGCGGAUUGACUCUUGUGUAGAUCUGAACAAAGCCUGGAGUGCUUUGGAACCUGCUCAGGACUGUAGGGGUUUCACAGGGUCAAACUCGGAUAUUCUAGGGUUCAGAAUUGCUGCUCAGAUUAGUCCGUCCACUUUGUUUGGAGAAAAUGCACAGCCGAUCCUUUGCAGCACAGUUAAUGUUCUUCCACAGAGAGUGCGGAUCAUUCCCAACACAUCUACAAAACACCAAACGCCUGAUGGGUUUCCUCAUGAACACAACACCCCUCACUGCAGACCCAGUGGACAACCUUCACAGUUCUUUACAGAGUUUAAUAAAGUCAGUUCUCAUCGCUAUUCCUUUGAAUGUACACCUCAAAAUCAGGAUGGGUUUUCUUUAGAUUUCACAAACAGGACUUCUCGGGGGAACUCUGUGGAUUUGGGGAAGCAAGCCAAUUCCCAGUUUUUCAGCCAUCCAUUUACGCAACCUGAAGUGUCCAUGAUCUCCUGCGCAUCAGGAUCCACUACUAACAGCGCCUGUUGGAGUGAGAAUCUUGAAGCAGGACAUUUGGUAAAUGUGCCAGGAUUGGAACAUAAGCCCCAACUUAAUACUAAGAACAUUGGUGCCAAAGCAAAGUGGGGUAGACGGGGGCUCCCCGAGGAUGAGGUGCGUCUUUGGGGGGCUCAGAUUCUGUUGGCUUUGGAAAGUCUUCAUGAGCAGGGCAUUGUGUGCCAGGACCUCAACCCACGAAAUAUCCUACUCCGCAGCAGUGGUGAGGCGUGUCUUACAUACUUUGGCCAGUGGACUGAAGUUCAGCCUGAAAUGAAUCCCAAAGCAAUGGAGGAGAUGUACUGUGCACCAGAAAUUGGAGGCGUGUCAAAAAUCACAGAGGCGUGUGAUUGGUGGAGUUUUGGGGCGUUAUUAUAUGAGCUUCUUACUGGCAUGCCGCUGUGGCAGUGCCAUCCAGCCGGUGUUCAUCCACACACUCCACUCCAUAUCCCAGAGUUCCUCAGCACCACAGCCGCUUCACUGCUCACUGAGCUGCUGCAGUUUGACGCGUGUUAUCGGCUGGGUUCAGGAGGAGGAGGCGUAAGCGACAUCAAGUGUCAUCCGUUCUUCAGUGCCGUCCCCUGGCUCAAACUCUCCAGUUCAUGAAAAAGAGUCCACCACCACUGCACUGCUUCUGCCGUCACACACUAAACCCCCAGUCCAAUUUAAAGGAGACCUAUUAUGCUCCUUUCUACCAUGAUGUCUCUAGAGUGUGUGUGUGUGUGUGUGUGUGUGAAGUUUCAGCUCAAAAUAACACACAGAUAAUGUUUUCCAGCUCUCUGAAAAUCACCCUUUAGGCUUUGAU
Messenger RNA from Danio aesculapii, 2594 nucleotides. It is a transcript of the gene rps6kl1, whose product is annotated as ribosomal protein S6 kinase-like 1. Gene Ontology annotation, molecular function: protein kinase activity; ATP binding. The coding region runs from base 323 to 2395 and encodes 690 amino acids. The record is from RefSeq and is a predicted model, not a curated record. Gene Ontology annotation, biological process: protein phosphorylation. The transcript has 12 exons. Lineage: Eukaryota; Metazoa; Chordata; Actinopteri; Cypriniformes; Danionidae.